AGUUUUGAAAUUGUUCUGUAUUAGAUAUUGUAGCUAUAGCUUUGUGAUUGAAAACCCGCCAAAUAUUCAUUUUAAAAUAUUAUGUAUUUUGUUGAUUUUUAUAAUUGUAAUUUAUUUGUAAAAGUAUAGAAUCAAUGAACAAACGCCAUUAAUAAUAUAUGUGUAAAGUUGUUGUGAUAUUUUUAUGUUUCAUUAAGCACUCCCAGUUUCCAUAUUUACCCAUUUCAGACAAUGUUAUUAGACAGAGAUAUAAAAUGAAGAAGAUAGAUAUUUCCUUUGCUGGUUGUGGAUUUUUAGCCCUGUACCAUGCCGGAGUCCUCAAGUAUAUUCAAUCAAAUCUUCACAAAACAGUUCGGAUUGAAAAAUCUCUCGGAGCAUCUGCAGGAGCUGUGGUUGCCUGCCUAGCUUUAAUUCAAUACCCUGCAGACGAAAUCAGGCAGAAGUUUAAGAAAAUUAUUGAAAAAGCAAGAAAACACAGAUUUGGAGCUUUUCAUCCUAAUUUUCAUGUUGAAUCUAUAAUUAAGGAAGAAUUGAGUCCUGAGCUACCUAGAGAUAUUGCUGAAAUAGUUACAGACAGAUUAUUUAUAUCACUUACCAAUAGCAGGGGUCACAACUUACUUGUGUCACAGUUUAAUUCAAGAGAGGAUCUAUUGGAAGCUUUAAUUUGUUCCUGUUUUCUUCCCGCAUUUUCUGGAUACAGAGUUCCAACAUUUCGGGGGGAAAAAUUCCUAGACGGAGGUUUAUCAAUCAAUCUUCCUGUUCUGGACUCUCAUACGAUUAAAGUCAGUCCCUUUGCAGGACUGGAUAAAGAUAUCUGUCCCAGGUUCAGUUCCAGCUCCAGGACUUUAGAUCUACAGGGGGAAAAUAUAGCACUGAACCUGCAGAAUUUGAAGCGAGGGGUGCAUGUGAUAAAAGCCUCAAAUGUAUUGGUGUUGGAGGAUUAUUACUCUUGCGGGCUGAAGGAUGCCAAAAGCUAUUUUGAAUAAAAAACUUCAUAAAUUUGCAGAAA
This is a messenger RNA of Eurytemora carolleeae, 1009 nucleotides long. Its product is annotated as patatin-like phospholipase domain-containing protein 3. Gene Ontology annotation, cellular component: cytoplasm; membrane; lipid droplet. Gene Ontology annotation, molecular function: triacylglycerol lipase activity. The transcript has 7 exons. The record is from RefSeq and is a predicted model, not a curated record. Gene Ontology annotation, biological process: lipid homeostasis; triglyceride catabolic process. The coding region runs from base 159 to 986 and encodes 275 amino acids. Lineage: Eukaryota; Metazoa; Arthropoda; Copepoda; Calanoida; Temoridae.